Epinephelus fuscoguttatus (brown-marbled grouper) is the source of this 2106-nucleotide messenger RNA. It is a transcript of the gene tpst1l, whose product is annotated as tyrosylprotein sulfotransferase 1, like. The record is from RefSeq and is a predicted model, not a curated record. Bases 547 to 1605 code for a protein of 352 amino acids. Gene Ontology annotation, cellular component: Golgi apparatus. The transcript has 6 exons. NCBI's taxonomy places the organism in Eukaryota, Metazoa, Chordata, Actinopteri, Perciformes, Serranidae. Gene Ontology annotation, molecular function: protein-tyrosine sulfotransferase activity. Gene Ontology annotation, biological process: peptidyl-tyrosine sulfation.
CCUCUUAACGGGAGACACAGCUCGACUUCUCACGGUGCAAAGUUACACCAGGAACCAGCGGCGAGGCGUUUUGUAAUUAAAUGUCUUUUGAAAAUACUAAAUGGCGUCGUGAGCUCCGCCGGUAGAUUCCCCGCAUGAGAGGAAAUACCGGUGUGGACAGAGGAGCUGCUGGUUUCAGCUUUUUUGGAUCAAUGUUCAUGUUUUUUUUCUUCGCAUUUCGGCAGUUUCCCCGGCACUGGGAGUAACGAUGGAUAAGAGACGUGGCCGGCUGUGGGGCGCAGCAGGCCUGGAUCCUGCUCUCCAUCACCAAAGCUGAGGAGCUGCAGAGGAGAGAGGAGUCUCCGAGGAGACUCCACCGCCCUGGCCUCCCCCAGGCCUUCCUCAGUAUCACCUCAGCUGUCUUUGUCGCAGUCAUCCUCAUCAUCUAGGCUGUCAGUGUAUAACUAAUUCUUGAACUGACCUUUACUAAAAUAGCUACAUACACAUCUGAUUCCAGCCGCCUCCUCAGGUCCCCCUGGUUUUUGUUUCAUGUCCUGCAUCUGAACCAUGAGGAACACCAGAUCAAGCCUGCUGCUGGGCUGCGUGCUCUUCUGCUCCGCCUCCCUGCUCUACUUGGGCAUGAGCGGAAUAGAGUGCCCUCCAAAAAGCCAUCGGUAUCGGUGGAUGGAGCUCAACUUGGGUUCAGCCAAUCAGAGCUUAUCGCUAACUGAACACUUCCCUGAAGACACUCCCCUCAUCUUUAUCGGAGGCUUUCCUCGAAGCGGCACAACACUGAUGCGCGUCAUGCUGGAUGCCCACAACUCUGUGCGAUGUGGGGAAGAGACCCGAGUAAUUCCGCGCCUCUUGGCCAUGCGGGCCACCUGGAGUCGCUCGGUGAAGGAGAGGAUACGACUGGACGAGGCUGGCGUCACUGACCAGGUGUUGGACUCAGCCGUGCGAGCGUUCCUGUUAGAGGUGAUAGUCGGCCACGGGGAGCCUGCACCUCGCCUUUGCAACAAGGAUCCGUUCGCCUUGAAGUCUCUGUCGUAUCUGUCACGCAUCUUCCCUAAGGCCAAAUUUGUGCUCAUGCUACGAGACGGCCGGGCAACCGUCCACUCCAUGAUAUCACGCAAGGUGACCAUCUCUGGUUUUGACCUGACCAGCUACAGGGAUUGUCUGACCAAGUGGAGCAGCGCCGUUGAGACCAUGUUCAGCCAGUGCCAGGCGGCUGGGGAGUCCAGAUGUCUGCCUGUCCGCUAUGAGCAACUCGUCCUCCAUGCAGAGGAGGAAAUGAGGAAGUUGCUUCACUUCCUAGAGCUGCAGUGGGACUCAUCAGUGCUGCACCAUGAAGAACUCAUUGGGAAAGCUGGUGGCGUGUCUCUGUCUAAGGUUGAGCGCUCCACAGACCAAGUGAUGAAGCCAGUAAACACAGACGCCCUCUCCAAGUGGGUGGGGCACAUACCCCCUGAUGUGAUAAGUGACAUGGCUGAAAUCGCCCCCAUGCUGGCUCGCUUGGGCUACGACCCCCACGCUAACCCGCCCGACUACACCAGACCAGAGCCCGUGGUGUCUCUGUACAACUACUCACAGAAUCUGAAAGCAACAGAGACUCCACAUCCCAGCUAAGUGAAAGAGGAAUACCCUGUAAACCAGCGUCGCUGUUCCAAGAUGUGGAUGCACCUUAAACAUGGACUUCCAGUUCAGCAGUAACUAAACCUCAGAAAAGUUUUUAAAGUAUCUCGUGUAUUUUUGAAUUGUUUGUAAGAAUAAUGUGCGGUGUUCAUGUCUAAACACGGGUGGAGUUUUUAAAAUACGGACUCACCAAGUGGUUAGGGUUUUAUAUCUCAUGUGGACUACCUGUUCGAGGAAGUGUUUUCCCUCUCCAGCAUUUCCUCCACGGUGAAGCAACAGUAUUACACUGCAUCUUGAAGCGUCCUCUCACCUCGUACCUGGAAGUAUUUCAACAUGUCUGUAAAGUUGUUACGGUUCACCACAAAUGUGAAUGUGUCUGUGGACAAGUCUUUCACUCACUGAGAGUUCAGUCAGUGUUCAUGAAACAUAACGACUGUAUAUUUUUGAAGACGUAUGUUUAUUUUCUUAAUAAAUUAUUUUGGUGUUGACCAUUCA